GCUGAGAUCCCCACAGCGGGCAGCUCCGUCGCCACAACAUACCCGGCCCAGGGUGGUUAUCUCCCCAGCGGGGCCAGGGUGGCCUUGGGGGGCGGGCAGAGCCCUGUCCCACCCCCACCUGAGCCCUCCCUCUGCCCCCAGUGCUGCUGACGUGGGUGAACUGUGCCAGCGUGCGCUGGGCGACGCGGGUGCAGGACAUCUUCACGGCCGGGAAGCUGCUGGCCCUGGCGCUCAUCAUCAUCAUGGGCAUCGUGCAGAUCUGCAAGGGGUACUACUACUGGCUGGAGCCGCGGCACGCCUUCGAGGCCUUCGCACCGGUGGACGUGGGCAUGGUGGCGCUGGCGUUCCUGCAGGGCUCCUUCGCCUACGGCGGCUGGAACUUCCUCAACUACGUCACUGAGGAGCUGGUCGACCCCUACAGGAACCUGCCGCGGGCCAUCUUCAUCUCCAUCCCCCUGGUGACCUUCGUCUACGUCUUCGCCAACGUGGCCUACGUCACCGCCAUGUCGCCCCAGGAGCUGCUGGCCUCCAAC
Terrapene triunguis (Three-toed box turtle) is the source of this 533-nucleotide messenger RNA. RefSeq names its product large neutral amino acids transporter small subunit 2-like. The transcript has 3 exons. Gene Ontology annotation, molecular function: L-amino acid transmembrane transporter activity; neutral L-amino acid transmembrane transporter activity. The record is from RefSeq and is a predicted model, not a curated record. Gene Ontology annotation, biological process: neutral amino acid transport; amino acid transmembrane transport. The annotation marks the transcript as partial. Lineage: Eukaryota; Metazoa; Chordata; Testudines; Emydidae. Gene Ontology annotation, cellular component: membrane.